AUGGCAUCCGAUGCUCUGAAGCAAGAACUGAACUGCUCAAUAUGCCUGAAUACUUAUGAAGAUCCUACGACGUUGCCAUGUGGACAUACAUUCUGCCAAAGAUGUAUCAGUGGAGCAGAGAGGAGCCGAGGAUGCUACCAGGCAGUCUCUUGCCCAGAAUGCAGGUACAGGUUUCCAGCAAACCUUCAACUCAACAAGAACACCAAACUGUGCAACAUAGUGGAACAUAUGGCUUCUGUGCAAUCCAAACCCGGCACCAUGAACGAUUGUUCUUACUGUGGAGGAAGUUCCAUAACUCUGUGCUUGCUCUGUGAGGUGUAUCUGUGUGAAGGCCACGGAAAUACACACAAUAAAACAGUAGAGCAUGUCCUUACUGAGGUCAACACUAACCUGGACACCCGAAAGUGCUCUGUCCACCAGGAGCUCCUGAGGUUCUACUGCUGUGAAGAAGAUGUCUGUAUCUGUGCAUCCUGUUGUCUGUUUGGUGACCACGUGGGGCAUACAUUUGUCACACUUCAGGAGAUUUCCAAAAAUCAAAAGGCAAUUCUUAAAAAUGUUGAGAAUUUACUGACAGCAGAGAAACACCUGAAGGAAAUUAAACUGGAAGAAAUGAAGGGACACAACAAGGAGAGUCAGGAGAAGAUGAGAAUUGGAGUGACUGGUCUGUUUGGGGAUAUAAGGAGAGAACUAGAGGUGUUGGAGCACAAAGUCCUCUGUGAGGUCUCCAAGCAGGAAGAAGAUGUAUGUGCACAAAUCUCUACCUUAAUCAAGAAGCUGGAAGAGGAGAAAUCAAAACUCAGUGCCCAGAUAUUGGACAUCAACCACCUUGGUCAAAGCACCGAUCCCAUGACAGUUUUGGAGAACUGUGGCUAUACCAUCUGUAGGGCAAAUGAGUUAUUAAUGGGUUCUGAAGAUACCGCUGAACCUAAAGCAAUGGACGAGGUGCUAAUCAAGGUGGCGUUGCAGUCAGGCCUACAUGAUUUCUUAACAAAUUUGCCACGGCUACAGAAAGUUCGAGGAUUUCAUGCACAGGACGCCUCACUUUCACACAUCACGUUGGAACUAAACGGCAUGUUCAGCCAGUUGCUCAUUUCUGAUGAUAUCUCUCAUACAUCUAAUUUAUUGCAGACUCUCUCCUUGGAUGGGACUCCCUACAGUAGUGCAUAUCAGACCUUAAGCUCAACAGCCAUAUCUUCUGGAGAACAUUACUGGGAAGUAGAGACUAAGGGAUUGCUAGAGUGGGGGGUUGGAAUGGCAUAUCGUAGAGCAGAAGGGAGCAAGUUGGGCUUUAACAGAGAUUCAUGGUGCCUUUACCUGUCUGCCAUCGGGGAGUAUAGAGCAGUGCAUGAUUGUAAUGAAAUGACCCUUCCCUUUCACCCUCCAAUAAGAACCCUAGGGAUAUACCUGGAUUAUGAGGCCGGGGUCCUGUCAUUUUAUCACCUUUCUGACACAGUGACUCUUCUCCAUACCUUCUCUGUUACGUUUAGUGAACCCCUCCACCCAGCAUAUUUCAUUGACAAUAUUGGCUGGGCGCAUCACUGUAGCAAGUGA
Messenger RNA from Xenopus laevis (African clawed frog), 1551 nucleotides. RefSeq names its product nuclear factor 7, brain-like. NCBI's taxonomy places the organism in Eukaryota, Metazoa, Chordata, Amphibia, Anura, Pipidae. The record is from RefSeq and is a predicted model, not a curated record. Bases 1 to 1551 code for a protein of 516 amino acids. The transcript has a single exon.